Messenger RNA from Grammomys surdaster, 615 nucleotides. Its product is annotated as dnaJ homolog subfamily C member 16-like. Lineage: Eukaryota; Metazoa; Chordata; Mammalia; Rodentia; Muridae. The annotation marks the transcript as partial. The record is from RefSeq and is a predicted model, not a curated record. The transcript is spliced from 5 exons.
GUGUCCAUCUUGGAAAGGCGGAACACAGCAGGGAGGGUGGUGUUUAAAACCCUGGAAGAUCCCUGGACCGGCAGUGAGAGCAAUAAGUUCGUCCUUUUGGGUUAUCUGGACCAGCUGCGGAAAGAUCCAGCAUUUCUGUCCUCAGAAGCUGUGCUCCCUGACCUGACUGAUGAACUGGCUCCUGUAUUUUUCCUCCGGUGGUUCUACUCUAUUUCUGACUACCUCUCAGACUUCUGGGAGACCCUGCUUCACAGUAACUGGCGGGAGAUGAUGCCGCUGCUGUCCCUCAUCUUCUCAGCCCUCUUCAUUCUCUUCGGCACUGUCAUCGUCCAGGCCUUCAGUGACUCAAAUGAGGAGCGAGAGUCGCACCCUCCAGAUAAAGAGGAAGUUCCUGAGAAGGCUGGGAAGACUGAGCCGAGCUUCACCAAAGAGAACACCAGCAAGAUUCCUAAGAAAGGCUUUGUGGAGGUAACUGAACUCACAGAUGUGACGUACACCAGCAAUUUGGUGCGCCUGAGGCCCGGCCACAUGAAUGUGGUCCUCGUGCUGUCCAACUCCACCAAGACAAGCCUGCUGCAGAAGUUUGCUUUGGAAGUCUACACAUUCACUGGGUAA